GCGGGGCUGGCGCGGUGUCAGCGCGAGGCCGAGGAGGUGACGGAGCUGAUGAAGCAGAAUUUCACGCGCGCGCUGGAGCGGGACGGGCGCCUCAACGACCUCGACAGCCGCGCGCAGGAGCUGCGCGCCAUGGGUGAGACCUUCACGCGCAGCACGCGGGCGGUGGCGCAGCGGCAGCAGGGGGGGUCCCGGCGGUGGCGCCUCCUGGCCCUCGGCCUCGGCCUCCUCCUCCUCCUGCUCCUGCUGCUG
This is a messenger RNA of Mesitornis unicolor (brown roatelo), 249 nucleotides long. RefSeq names its product vesicle-associated membrane protein 5 (gene VAMP5). The record is from RefSeq and is a predicted model, not a curated record. NCBI's taxonomy places the organism in Eukaryota, Metazoa, Chordata, Aves, Mesitornithiformes, Mesitornithidae. Gene Ontology annotation, cellular component: plasma membrane. The transcript is spliced from 2 exons. The annotation marks the transcript as partial. Gene Ontology annotation, biological process: Golgi to plasma membrane protein transport.